UGUCUUAGAAUGGAGACAUCCGGUAACUCGAGUAAGAAGCAGAAACUGAGUAACGCGCCUGAGAGCUGGGGGAUGCAAAGAGCCACCAAUGUGACGUAUCAAGCCCAUCAUGUGAGCAGAAACAAGCGUGGCCAGGUAGUCGGCACUAGAGGAGGAUUUCGAGGAUGCACGGUGUGGCUUACAGUUUUGUGUUUUGUGUGUAAGACGACGGUCAGCAUGGCUCUGGAGGAGUAUCUUGUGUGUCAUGGCAUCCCCUGCUACACUCUGGAUGGAGAUAACAUCAGACAGGGCCUCAAUAAGAACCUGGGCUUCAGUCCUGAAGACCGCGAGGAGAACAUUCGUCGUAUCGCGGAAGUGGCAAAACUUUUUGCUGAUGCUGGUCUUGUGUGCAUUGCCAGCUUCAUUUCCCCAUACAGCAGGGAUCGUCUGAAUGCAAGGAACAUCCAUGAAGCUGCUGGCCUUCCGUUCUUUGAGGUGUUUGUAGAUGCCCCUCUGGAUGUGUGUGAGCAGAGAGAUGUGAAGGGGCUCUAUAAGAGAGCUAGGGCUGGAGAAAUCAGAGGGUUCACUGGAAUAGACUCUGAGUAUGAGAAGCCAGAGGCCCCUGAACUGGUUCUGAAGACGGAUUCCUGCAGUGUGAACGAGUGCAUCCAGCAGCUUCUGGACCUCCUGCAGGAGAGAGUAAUUCCUGUGGACGCAUCCUAUGAGGUCAAGGAGCUCUACGUGCAUGAGAACAAGCUGGACUUGGCAAAGGCUGAUGCAGAGACUCUUCCAGCAGUGGAGAUCACUAAGGUGGACAUGCAGUGGGUUCAGGUGCUCGCUGAGGGCUGGGCCACUCCUCUGAACGGCUUCAUGAGGGAGAGAGAGUACCUGCAGUGUCUGCACUUCAACUGUCUGCUUGAUGGUGGGGUUAUUAACCUGUCGGUGCCGGUGGUCCUCCCCAUCUCAAGUGCUGAUAAGGAGCGUCUGGAUGGCAGCACUGCUUUUGCGCUGGCCUACGGUGGUCGGAGGGUCGCAAUACUCCGAAACCCGGAGUUCUACGAGCAUCGCAAGGAAGAGCGUUGUGCUCGGCAGUGGGGCACCACAUGCAAGGAUCAUCCAUACAUCAAGAUGGUGAUGGAGAGCGGAGACUGGCUGGUCGGAUCGAUCUACUGGAACGACGGGCUGGAUAGUUACAGGCUUACACCAGCCGAACUCAAGCAGAAGUUUAAAGAAAUGAAUGCAGAUGCUGUCUUUGCAUUUCAGCUGCGGAACCCAGUGCAUAAUGGUCAUGCGCUGCUCAUGCAGGACACGCAGCGGCGUCUAAUUGAACGUGGCUACCGCCGACCCGUGCUUCUGCUUCACCCGCUUGGUGGCUGGACCAAAGAUGAUGAUGUGCCACUGGCCUGGCGCAUGAAACAGCAUGCAGCCGUGCUGGAGGAGGGACUGCUUGACCCCAACUCCACCAUAGUGGCUAUUUUCCCUUCACCGAUGAUGUAUGCUGGCCCAACAGAGGUGCAGUGGCACUGUAGGGCCCGGAUGGUGGCUGGAGCCAACUUUUACAUAGUGGGCCGUGACCCUGCAGGAAUGCCUCACCCGGACACAGGUAAAGACCUCUACGAGCCCUCCCACGGAUCUAAAGUUCUCACCAUGGCCCCUGGACUCAUAUCACUGGAAAUCGUGCCUUUCAAAGUGGCAGCCUACAAUAAAGCCAAGAAGGCCAUGGAUUUUUAUGACCCCAAAAAACACCAGGACUAUGACUUCAUCUCAGGAACCCGCAUGCGUAGGAUGGCUCGCGAGGGCCUGAACCCUCCGGAAGGCUUCAUGGCACCCAAAGCCUGGAAUGUUCUCAAGGAAUACUACCAGUCUUUGGAGAAGGCCUAAGCCGGUUUCCAGGUGCGGAGGGAGAGGCGGAAGCAAUUCUGUUACAGGGGAAGAAGGGAAAGGAGGAGGUCUUGGUUUGUAAAAAAAACAAAACACAGACACACAAUGAUUGAACACUGGGACCACCCAAAGGACUUCUUGCACUGUUUUGGAUGUUGUUCCUCAUUAAAUCACUGUCAGUUUCAUAGU
Messenger RNA from Cyprinus carpio (common carp), 2049 nucleotides. It is a transcript of the gene papss1, whose product is annotated as 3'-phosphoadenosine 5'-phosphosulfate synthase 1. The record is from RefSeq and is a predicted model, not a curated record. NCBI's taxonomy places the organism in Eukaryota, Metazoa, Chordata, Actinopteri, Cypriniformes, Cyprinidae. The coding region runs from base 10 to 1860 and encodes 616 amino acids. Gene Ontology annotation, biological process: sulfate assimilation; 3'-phosphoadenosine 5'-phosphosulfate biosynthetic process. The transcript is spliced from 12 exons. Gene Ontology annotation, molecular function: adenylylsulfate kinase activity; sulfate adenylyltransferase (ATP) activity; ATP binding.